UGUCACACAACAUUCUUGAGAGAGAGAGAGAGUAAACAAUGGUGAGGAGUGAACGAUGAAGAGGAAGAGGAAGAGUGUACUAGGCAUUUUCCAUGGCCUGCCAUUGUGCUUACUAUACCUUUCAACCAUCGACUACAAAGAAGGAUUUCUCUAUUAAUCACAGCUACACCAAGUCACUGAAGAGAUCAAGACCUCUUCUUCCCUCUAAUGUUAACAACAGCAGGGCCUCCUAUAAUACCCUUGUUUCUGAGGCUGUUAGGCUUUUGGUUCCUCCGGCAAGAUUUGAAGCUUCAAAGCUUAAAGUUGUUUAUAUGGGCGAAGAGAUGAUUAAGUGUUUGGAAAUUAUACCAAGAUCCUACAUCCUAUCUCACUGUGACUUUACUGCAAAUCUGACUUUAACCAUCUCCAAUGUUAUCAACCUUGACCAGUUAAAAGGGUGGUAUAGCAAGGAUGAUGUGAUUGCUGAAUGGAAGAAAACUGACGGAAAAUUGUGUCUGCAUAUCCAUUGCUAUGUUAGCGGUCCCAACCUCGCGCUAGACCUGGCUGCUGAGUUUAGAUACCACAUAUUCUCGAAGGAGAUGCCUUUGGUGCUUAAGGCUGUGGUACAUGGAGAUUCAGCAAAUUUUAAAGCACAUCCUGAGCUGAUGGAUUCUUUAGUUUGGGUUCACUUCCACUCUAGCUCAAGAAAGUACAAUCGACUGGAAUGUUGGGGACCUCUCAAGGAUGCUGCUCAGGGAAGACACAAAGGUCAAUUCCCAGGUUUGUUAACUUCAAGUAAAGAUGUAUACCAUCCUUCUCGAAAGUUGCAAGGACGGAAAUCGAUCUUCCAAGCUCUUUUUGCCUUCCUCCUAUAACAUCCUCAUUCAUCAAUGGCUAAUUUUCGUGCCACAAAAAAUGCUGCUCAGGCUGAAUCCAAAGGAAGGAAGAGUCAAUUUUUCGUCGUUGUCACACCUGAAUGACCCCCCUCCAGAAAACAUGAAACCGAAAACUGAUCACUCUUCAUUUGAAGGACUGUUUUGAGGGUCAUUAGAUUCUUUUCCCAUCAACCAAUUAAUUAGGGGAUCAUUCAUCGAUACUCUUAAGUACAACGAAUUAUCAUUUGUUCAUCUGAUAAUUGAUGUCUUGAUUUGUUGGCCGCGGACAAUUGGCUUCAGUCUGCAAUGUGAUUCUCAACUGUGAAUAAAGUAGUUUGCACCAUCACAUUCUUUGUGUACAUCAUGCAUUGAAAGAUCACUUGUGCUUGGUCACUUUUC
This is a messenger RNA of Tripterygium wilfordii, 1253 nucleotides long. RefSeq names its product magnesium dechelatase SGRL, chloroplastic. The record is from RefSeq and is a predicted model, not a curated record. The coding region runs from base 93 to 854 and encodes 253 amino acids. The transcript is spliced from 5 exons. NCBI's taxonomy places the organism in Eukaryota, Viridiplantae, Streptophyta, Magnoliopsida, Celastrales, Celastraceae.